AGAGCAGGGUCAUCAGAGGGUAUGCUGAGUAAAUAUGAAAAUGACUGCAGGAACUGUGCAAGUGUGUGCGAUGACACUUCCUCAGUUUAUCUUUACUCUUCUUGCCUAGACUGUUUCCUUCUCUUUUAUUGAAAGACUGAGGGAUUCAGUGACUUGCAGUGGAAUGUGGAGAGGUUCAAGCAUUCUGGUGGCAAGUUCUCUUCUAGUCUGCACCAGGGUCGGUGGUGACCAAGCUGUAUUAGCAGCCAUUGUUCUGUUUGGACAUCAGUUCAGUUCCUAGGGGUUAGGUACGCACACCAUAACCAUCGCUUUAACAGUUGGCUCUUGUAUCAUCUUGACCAGCUGUCUUACAAGGAAGGAAAACCUGGAUUGCCAUGGAUGCUGGUGUGUCACAAAGGGGACAGCAAGUCUUCCUGAAGGCAGAUGAGCCCCUCUUGCAUUCCGACGUCUUACAGGAUGCAUUACUAAGCCUUGGCUCCAUCAUAGAGACCAGUUCCAUACGAGAAGCCAUCAAAGAUGUUCUUGAGGCAGUGCUCCCAAAAGUGGAGAGCAUAUUUGUCUAUCUGUUGGAUGUGGAAACCAACAAAUUGCUAUGUGAUGACCCUCCACAUGAGCUGCCCCGAGAAGGACAACUCAGGGAUUUUGUAAUUAAGCAGAAGAGGGUUGAGUGCAGUGGACUGCCCCCGUCUGAGCUUCAUGAGAAGCAAAUUAACAGCCUGGCAGCCCCUCUUCCACCUGAUAAACAAGUGUUGAUAAUCCCUCUUGUGGACCUGGACAAUGGGAAAGUCAUAUCAGUGAUUUUGGUUUGCUGCAACCGGUUGAGCGAGGCUAUUGAAAAGCAUCUUAGUAUUCUGGAGAAGCAUGUUACAGUAGCUUGUAAGAGAGUGCAGGCGAUACAGACAGCAUCAAAAUGGCCACAUGUCAGCCUGUCACCAAGCCCUUCCCAGAAUUCACUUGCCAAAUCAGAGUCUUCACAGUCUGGGACGUACAGUGACCUGGACCGCAAGAUCCUGCAACUAUGUGGCGAACUCUAUGAUCUUGAUGCAGCCUCACUCCAACUGAAGGUGAUCAACUAUUUACAGCAGGAAACCCAGUCCCUAUGUUGCUGUCUGCUGCUAGUUUCAGAAGACAACCAUCAGUUGUUUUGCCAGGUGGUUGGGGACAAAGUCCUGGAGGAGGAAAUUAGUUUUCCACUUACAUUUGGUCAUCUGGGGAAGGUGGUUGAGAAGAAGAAAUCUAUCACUCUACAGGAUAUCAGUCCGGAGGAGCAUCGUCAGUUGAACAGCAUGUUGGGUUUUGAAGCCUACUCAAUGCUUUGUGUGCCUGUAAUCAGCAGGGCCACUGUCCAAGUGGUGGCCCUGGCCUGUGCAUUUAACAAGAGAGGCGGGCAAAAGUACACAGAAGCAGAUGAGCACACAAUUCAGCACUGUUUUUGUUAUACAUCAACAGUAUUAACCAGCACACUGGCAUUCCAGAAGGAACAAAAGCUCAAGUUCGAAUGCCAGGCACUGCUCCAAGUUGCCAAAAACCUCUUUACGCACUUAGAUGACGUGUCGGUCCUACUGCAGGAGAUCAUUAUAGAGGCCAGAAACCUCAGCAAUGCAGAAAUCUGCUCUGUGUUCCUGUUGGACAGAAUGAACCAUGAGCUGGUGGCCAAAGUUUUUGAUGGCGGUGUUGUGAGUGAUGAUGAGAAUGAGUUUCGGAUCCCAGCUGAUCAAGGUAUUGCUGGUCACGUAGCAACCACAGGAAAGAUCUUGAACAUCAAGGAUGCCUAUUCACAUCCUCUGUUUUACCGAGGCGUGGAUGACAGUACUGGCUUCCGGACAAGGAACAUUCUUUGCUUCCCCAUCAAAGAUGAGAAUAAUGAGGUGAUUGGUGUAGCUGAACUGGUCAAUAAGAUUAAUGGCCCUGGGUUCAAUAGGUUUGAUGAAGAUUUGGCCACAGCGUUCUCAAUCUACUGUGGAAUCAGUAUUGCUCACUCUCUGCUGUAUAAGAAAGUCCAUGAAGCUCAGUUUAGAAGUCACCUGGCCAAUGAAAUGAUGAUGUAUCAUAUGAAGGUAUCAGAGGAAGAGAUGACCAAGCUUUUGACAUUUGGAAUCCAACCUGUGAAUGAGAUUCAUCCAAGCUUUGCCUAUUUCACCUACACGCCUCGCUCCUUACCAGAUGAUGAAACUCCUGUGGCUAUUCUAAGCAUGUUUGAGGACAUGGGCUUUAUUAACACUUAUAAGAUAGACAUUCAAACAUUGGCAAGGUUCUGUCUCAUGGUAAAGAAGGGAUACAGGGAUCCUCCCUAUCACAACUGGAUGCACGCAUUCUCUGUGUCUCAUUUCUGUUAUCUCCUGAACCAGAACCUGGAACUUUCCAAGUAUCUUGAGGAUAUUGAGAUAUUUGCUCUUUUUGUGUCGUGUAUGUGCCAUGACUUGGACCACCGAGGAACCAACAAUUCCUUCCAAGUGGACUCGCAAUCUGUGCUGGCUGCCCUAUACAGCUCAGAAGGAUCAGUGAUGGAGAGACACCACUUUGCCCAGGCAAUAGCUAUUCUAAACACUCAUGGAUGUAACAUCUUUGAGCAGUUCUCCAGAAAGGAUUACCAAAGGAUGCUGGAUCUGAUGAGAGAUAUUAUAUUGGCAACUGACCUGGCUCAUCAUUUACGUAUCUUCAAAGACCUUCAGAAAAUGGCAGAUGUGGGCUAUAACCCAAAGAACAAGCAUCACCACAGUCUGAUCCUCUGCCUGCUGAUGACCUCAUGUGACCUGUCGGACCAGACCAAAGGAUGGAAAACCACCACGAAGAUUGCUGAACUUAUUUACAAGGAAUUCUUUUCCCAGGGAGAUUUGGAGAAAGCCAUGGGCAACAGACCCAGUGAAAUGAUGGACAGAGAGAAAGCCUACAUUCCAGAGCUUCAGAUUAGCUUCAUGGAGCACAUUGCCAUGCCCAUCUACAAGCUGCUUCAAGAACUUUUCCCGAAAGCGGCAGAGCUUUAUGAGAGAGUUUCAGCCAAUCGGGAACAUUGGACCAAGGUCUCUCACAAAUUUACAAUCCGAGGGUUGCCUAGCAACAACUCCCUUGAUUUCCUGGAUGAGGAGUAUGAACAGCUACAAGAGCAGGCAGAAGAAAGUCUGAAGAUGAAUGGUUGCUUAGAAACAAAAGGAACCAUGGAAAUCAUUGAACAAUAAGGUGUUUAAACAAAUAUAAAACAUUACUUCUGGAGUUCAAGUAACUACAUUUUAUAGAAGAAACCACAUUUUUUAGUGACACCUCAUUCCUCAUGGAAGCGAGUGGGUAACAACCUGGAACAUCUGAAUGCGGGAACCUUUAAGAACACAACAAAGCAAAGACUUCUUCUCAAAUCAGCUGCUAUAUUUUGAGCAUUUUGUUUUAGUUAUUUGGCAAUUGUUUUAAAAGUCAGAAAUUGGAGAAAGCUUUUGUUACUUCUUUAAAAAUCUUUUUUUUUUUGGUAGUUAUACCAAGCAGCCACUGAUACAGCUAAAGUAUCAGACCGUGUUUUCCAGUAAUAGCAGUGGCUGCUUGUCACAGGAUUCUCCCUCUCUUAUUCUAUAUUACUGUAUUGUGUGUAUUAAACUGGCUUUGGAUAGAACACUCUGCCUGAUCUGAAGGGAUUAUUGAGGGCCCCUUCAAAGCAUAGUGGAUACAUUAGCCAGUAUGCAGACUGUGAAAUAUGGUCAGUACUGCUGGGUUCAGUAAUGUUUGUCAAUCUCUACAUUUUUUGUAUCGUUAUGUUAUUAUUAAUAUUAUUAUUUUUUGUGAAACCAUUAAAAAGACAAGAUUAUUAACCAUAUAUCCUACAUUGAUGCACAUUGGGCAUUUGUAGUCAAUAAGAGAUGUGGUGUGGAUGGGGACUGACUACAGUUUGUUUUUCACAUAUAUUUGUCAAGGUGUGAACUAUUACACUUUUAAAAUAACCCUUUAAAAUACACUACAAGUAUGUGUGUUAUUACUGUAGUGUACCACUGCACACCAUUUUACAAAGUGGAUAUUUUACAUGGUUGAAUAAAAACCUGUGGCAUAUGUAAGUGACCAAGAAUGUAUGGACUACAAAAGAACUUUUAUGUGUUGAUGUCUGUAAAUAUUUUAUCAGCAGGUGUAAAUAAGGGCUGUUACUCUUAAGGCAUUGUGGCUAAUUGGAACACAGACAUAAUGUGUAUAUUAUUGAUUUGCCUUACCUUUUCUGCGUUGCCUUUUGAGAAAAAAAAUAUCUGAUUAUCAUUAUUAUUAAUAAUGAUAAUACCCAUGUUCCAUUGAAAAGUGUGUUGCUACUGUACUGUACAUACUGGUUCUGACUCCUUAAGCCUCCACUGAUCCAUAUUGCUGAGUGAUACUUCCUCUUUGGGCAGUGCAGGAAAAUUUCUGUUUUUUUAACCACUGGACUGUGUAUUCAUCCAUUUCUUGCAGUGCAUGAACAUUUA
Molecule: messenger RNA, 4427 nt
Organism: Polyodon spathula (Mississippi paddlefish)
Lineage: Eukaryota; Metazoa; Chordata; Actinopteri; Acipenseriformes; Polyodontidae
Gene: pde2a
Product: cGMP-dependent 3',5'-cyclic phosphodiesterase
Exons: 31
Coding region: 375-3176 (933 amino acids)
Biological process (GO): negative regulation of receptor guanylyl cyclase signaling pathway; regulation of mitochondrion organization; cGMP catabolic process
Cellular component (GO): cytosol; nucleus; perinuclear region of cytoplasm
Molecular function (GO): 3',5'-cGMP-stimulated cyclic-nucleotide phosphodiesterase activity; protein homodimerization activity; 3',5'-cyclic-AMP phosphodiesterase activity
Source: RefSeq, a predicted model, not a curated record